Molecule: messenger RNA, 618 nt
Organism: Paramecium octaurelia
Lineage: Eukaryota; Ciliophora; Oligohymenophorea; Peniculida; Parameciidae
Source: the annotation of a GenBank genome assembly
UAUGUUAGUAUCUCCAUAUAGGCGAUUAGUGAAGAAGGACACCAAAUCUAUGAGACCUUCAAUGUUUUUGAACGAAUUUGACAUAUCUUCAUUGUCAUAAUUAAUGACAGUGAAAAAGGAUGUCAAUGAAGGUUCAACCAAAAGCAUUGAGACUUUUGGCUCAUUGACUUAAGUGAAUGAGAUAUCAGAAAAUGGAAGCACCACAUUUUUACCUGUAAUAGAAGAGAGAUCUAAAAUUCGAUUCAUAAAACCAAAACAAUCUGCUACCUAAAGAGAAGUGUUGAUAACUAAAUCUGAUUCUAUUUCACCCCUAACGAAGUCAGAGGUCCAUCUACCCUAAAUCAAUUCUAUACCAACUUCUCCAACUAAGUUUUAAAAACCCAACCACAAAAGACAUUUAACAAAUUUUGAAGAAUAACCUAAAAGAGUGGAAUUUAGGAAAUCCAUUUAAGUGAUCGAUUUCAUCAAUAACAUUAUCACCAAAGAUGUCAUAGACGGGAGUGUUAAACCAUUAAAGAAGAAAUUGUAGAGACAACAAACCAAAUUUAUAAGGAGAGAAUGAGAGCCACAAAUCAACCUGAUAAUUUUUUGAAUCUAAUCUAUAUUAAUCUACAUUGU